CGGAGCGGCGCGGCGAGAGCGGAGCGGAGCGGGCAGGGCUGCGGCAUGGAGGGGAGCCGGACCCCCCCCGGCUACGGAUCGCUGGAGUCCACCCGGUGGCCGCCCGCCGGCGCGGGGCCAGAGGACGAGAUUGUUUCCAUGGCCGACUCCACCACCACCAUCGACGACAUCGAAGGGGAGCUCUUCAAAAUCGAGAGGAUCAGGGAGAUCCUGGUGAGGAGGGAGUCAGAGCUGCGGUACAUGAUGGAUGACAUUCAGCUUUGCAAAGAAAUCAGCCGUCUGAAAAAGGAGCUUCAAAAACUCAUAGCCCUUCCAGAGAACGAGAAGUCCAAUGAGGAGAAGCAAAGGGAAGAGGAGCUGGUACAGCAGAUACACAAGCUUGUGGAAACGCGGGAUUUCCUGGUGGACGAUGUGGAGUUUGAGAGGCUCAGGGAAAGGGAAGAAGACAAAGAAAUGGCAGAGUUCCUGCAAAGUAAGCUCUCCAAAAGCUACCUCCAGAAAGCAAGUCUCCAGCCAGAGUCCACAAUCUGCUCUCCUCCGAGAGUUUCAGCUUCCCGUCAUUGUUCAUGCUUCCCACUGCGGCACCACCACCGAAGGGACUUCCCAAGCAGGCUGGUGCAAGCUUGAAUGAUGGCAUGUGUCCUUGGUGCCACGUCAACGGUCGUCUCCUCCAUGACAUUAACAAACACCGAAUUCCACCCGAGCUCAGCUUGGAAGAGGUGUGUGCAGCAACGGCAAGCGAGUCCAUGACAAAGAGGACCGGUACAGUCCUUCACCUGGACAGAGUAAUAAAAAAAGCACUGGGAGCUAAUGUUGAGAGAACAUUGUGCUGCGCCAUCCAAGAUGGGCUGUGGCCACAGAUGAUGUCUCAUCCUUAGCCUUGUACCACCUUGUGAAUCUCUAUGGGAUGAUUCCUGGGGACUCUUAAAGGGGAAUAUCUCUGGUCUGGGUUUCGUUGUGCUUGCACCGGUUUUAUUGCAAGGCGCUCUAUGGCUCUGGGUAGAGCUGGGCAAAGCGUGAAGGGCAGUCCCCAGAGACAGCUGAAUGAAGGGCUAAUUCUGGUGAAAUUACCACCUGAGCACAAACCUGAUGCAUUGAACUAUGGGCAGAUGAGUUGCUUUCCCUAUCUCACUAUUACUGGAUUCAGUUUUCAGCUCCGAGAAAAAAGAGGAAAUUAGACCAAAAGAGAAAAGGAGAAAAAUUCAGAACAGGGCAGCAUGCAGAAGGAAAUGAAGACCAAACAGGAGUCUGGAAAAGUGGCAGGGGAAGGUAGAGACACUCUCGCUACCAAGAGGGCAUUCAGUCCUGCCCUCCAGUGCCCCAGCCAGCGCCUCUGGGCUUGGCACCAUGAGCUGGACAUGAAGUCCUGUGCAAAAGACUCAUGGCACCCUGCGGUCACCCACUGUCUCAGUUCCUGUUGUCCCUUCUAAGCAUCCUUCUGUGUUGAGAUGGCACAGCCAGAGCUGAUUAUGCCCAUCGCAGCAGACCAGGGGCUCUCUUUCGCUGGCUGUGAAGGCCUGUCACAUCUCCUGCCCUGCACUUCUCCCCUGUACGAUGCUAUGGCUUUACUAGGUGUCCUGCGGUAGCCUCCCAUUUGUGUGGCUGCCCAAGAGGUCUGGUCUGGCCAAAAUGUUGACUCCUCCAGCUCAGUCCUGCUGCAUCUUUCUGUAGAGUCUUGAGAUGAUGUUCCUGCCUGGGUCACUGACCAGCACGCCCGUGCCACUGAGAUGGUCACAAGCCGUCUGGUGCUUUCCAUUGCAUCUGUUAGCACGUUCAUCCUUAUAAAACACAACGCAGGUGGGAACCUUCCUGGUGCAAUACCAUAAGCAGGCCCAAGUCCCUCCUGCAUUUCUUUAUCAACACUGCCAGAAAACCCAGUGUGUGGAAACCUAUUCUCUAACCUUUGCAAGGGGUUUUCCCCUCACUCGUUCUUCCUGAACAAUCUCCUCCCCAUAAGGGUCUUCCCAGCAGCCAGAAAAGUCCAUAAACUAAACCAGUCCCUCUGCACACUUGCAGACCAGGGUGCAAGGCCCGAGUGGGCCAUCAUGGUCAUCUGUUGCACCUGGGCACCUGGUCGUCUCUGGAAAACUUGACCCUGCUUUUGUUCAUGUCACCUCUGAGUUGACUUCAGUGGUCUCAGUCUGAAGCCUGCUUACAUUUUGUGCUGCUUAUUGUGAAUGACCUACAGCAUCCUACAAACACCACCUGCCGGUUCCUGGUGCUCUCCUCACUUGGGGGAGGUUUCAGUGUGGGCUGGAGGGAGCACCCUGUAGAUCGCAGGGGCAAAUUAAGUCACAGUCUGCUUUGCCAACCCUGUGUAACAGAGUGAGGUGCAGUAUAGAGUUGGGGCUGUUGUCCAAACAGGGGUGACAGGCCAUCGUCAAUAGCAUCCAUCCUAGAGUUGAUGGGACAGGGUGGGCCACUCACUCCAUGCUCUUCCAGAAACUGUCCAGCGGCUGCUUUGCUUGGUCACUCUGCAGUUGUGCACAUGGUACAAUACUGGUGUUCGCUUUGAUCCACACAGACUGAAGGCUCGAGACCUAGAGGGCCCCUCUCACUGUCCUUGCCUUCCCCAGGGUCUUCUUGGGAAGGGUGAGUAACAGAGUUUGGUUGGUUCGACCGAGAGGGAGCCAAAGGCAAGAAAGAGCCCUUGAUUCAAAACUUGCUCUCCUAAUUCAUCCCUACCUCCACCCCACAAGGCCCCAAGACCCAGACUUCAGCUCUGAGGAGUGCUUGAGCAGGCAGGGAGGAUGGCCGAGGGCAAACGGGCAAGGUCCCGGCUUGUUUUGUUCUGUGUUUGCUGUCUGUGUUUGUGUGGCUGGUCAUGGAGAAGGAGACAGGCUGCUGUCCUGGUCAUACGAUACUGUUUGGCCUGAUGGCCAAGGUGCGCGGCACACGGGAGUGACACUGUUUCAUGUGCAUUGAU
Molecule: messenger RNA, 2926 nt
Organism: Chroicocephalus ridibundus (black-headed gull)
Lineage: Eukaryota; Metazoa; Chordata; Aves; Charadriiformes; Laridae
Product: bMERB domain-containing protein 1-like
Exons: 6
Coding region: 46-627 (193 amino acids)
Source: RefSeq, a predicted model, not a curated record